AUGUUUAGCUCCAGUUGGAAAGUAGCAUUUCUCCUCUCGCUGGGAAUUUCAUUCUGGUCGAUAGCCAACUGCACAACAAAUAUCACCAGAUCUGCAAGAGCUAUCAGUGGAAGACUACGCUCGCCUUACUCAUCAUGGCGCAUCGUGCUAUGUUUGACACAGUCUCAGAGUUCAUUCAAGACAGACAUUCAAACAUCAUGGGACGAUGCAAGACUGAAAUCGUCUCACGCAGACAUGAAUGUGUCCUACAUAGAGGCUCCACCAGCAACAGAUGCGCAUUCCUAUCCUCUGUCGUUACUGAAUAAAUUCUGUACUGAAAUUAAAGGUGGAAAGACAGUACUGAGCCUGAUCAUCGGGGGAGGAUCAGCAGCUAGGUUUCUCAUGACAGCUGCAGCUGCUUUGAAUCUUCCAGCUUUAUGGCUACCAUUUACACACGAAGACUUUCUACGGCAGGGGAACCUUGGACAAUUUGAGAGUCGCAUAGGCUCUAGUACAAAAGAAGUGGGAGCAGCUGCUGCUGCCUUGAUGCACAGAGCAAACUGGCAUGCGUUCACUCUUCUCAUAGAUACCACGUUACUUCCAGUGACUCAUCUAUUGCAAUCGAAUCUGCCAACUCUGACACCCAGAACGAUCAUCCAUCUUCCAACCAACGACAAGACCCUGAGAAUGAGACUGAGACGUGUGGCAGAGGAAGGAGGCAGUGGAGGUGUUAUAGUGAUGGGUUGCGAUCUGAGCAACGCUCGAAGGAUACUCGCUGCAGCUAGUAAAUUCGAGAUGCUUGCCGGAAGAUUUCUGUGGCUUUGGUUGGACCUCAAAGCAGAAUUGAGACCCAACGAACCGAACAUUAUCAGCUCACACAUUUUACACAGCUCAAGAGCAGCGAUUGCAACGAAUCCAGAGAAUCCUGUGCCAGGAGAGAUCGUCAACAGAAACACGAAUCUCGUAGCCGAGAGCCAAUUGACAAUGAACGUUUUACCGAGUUUAUUAAACGAUAUACAUCGACUGCAGGAGUACAGAUGGCAGAACGGUCAUACUAUGUCCAAACGAGAAGACAGGGGCUUCAAUUUCGACGACGACGAGGAGUUCGUAACGACCGACAAAGAACUGAACUCGAAGGACUUCAUGCCGGUCGGUAUGCUCGCGCUGAGACCAUCCGGUAUAAAGUUAAUGGACGGCGACACAACAAUAUUAUCUAGAAUGAUAAGGGAGACUUCACAGGCGUUGGACGAGACGUUCCUGGAAGUGAAGUCCAAACUGAGUCGUUUACGGGAUCUGCAGCUAGAAGACAACUUCGUACCAGAUUGCCUUCCCGAUAGCAGAGCCAAGUUUCUAAAUAGCGAAGUAAGGAGAAACGUUUCCAAGACAUUGACACAGAAACUUCGAAGAUCCAUGGGCCAGCUGUCCAAGGACAAAGCAAAGUUCCAGUUACUAAACCUGCAGGCUGUAAGAUUCUCUGGGAACAAGACUCAACUGAGGUGGACCAAAGUGGGAACUGUCAAAGGUGGAAAAGAGGUUCACCUAGAGACAAUAAUUUGGCCAGGCGGUGGAAUAGUACCAGCCUAUCUGGAACAGGGUGGUGAAAAGAUAGGCAUGCCCAUGUACCGUAUAGUGACAGCACUCGCGUCACCCUUCACGAUGGUAACGAACCUGCAAGAAGGUCUCUGUCUCCGAGGAAUAUUCUGCCGUCAAGAAGACACUCUGAUGUGUUGCUACGGUCUGAGUAUGGACCUGAUAGCUCUGGUGUCCCGUGAAUUAGGGUUCCGUUAUGAUUUAUAUCUAGUGAAGGACGGCUUGUUUGGAAAGAGGAACGGUCGUAGCGGCACGUGGAACGGUAUAAUGGGGGAGCUAGUCUCUGGUAGAGCCCAAUUGGCGUUCGCACCUCUAAGUGUAUCCGCUCACAGAGCUGAAAUUGUAGACUUCACCACGCCGUACUUCUUCAGCGGAGUAAGCUUCCUGACGGCGCCAAAGCGUAAAUCCGAGAUAUCGUUGUUCGCGUUUCUCUUUCCGUUCAGCACCGAACUGUGGAUCGCGGUGUUCACAUCUUUGAACUUCACCGCGAUCGCGGUGGCGUUGUACGAAUGGUUCAGCCCGUUCGGUCUGAACCCGUGGGGCAGACAACGAAGCAAAAACUUCUCGAUCGCGUCAGCUUUGUGGGUGAUGUGGGGUCUCCUCUGUGGUCAUCUGGUCGCUUUCAAAGCGCCGAAAUCCUGGCCUAAUAAAUUUCUAAUCAACAUUUGGGGUGGUUUCUCGGUGAUAUUCGUCGCCUCGUACACGGCCAACAUAGCUGCCCUGAUCGCUGGCCGAUUCUUCGAUCCGGCGGUGAUCAACUAUCACGAUAAAAGCUUACUGUUGCAAAAGGUUGGCGCACCGAGGGCAUCCGCGGCCGAGUACUAUGUACAAAAAGCGAACCCGGAAUUGUGGUCCCACAUGUCCCGAUACUCAUUGUCGAACGUCGCCGAGGGCGUGGAAAAAUUGCGAAACGGUAGCUUGGAUAUUCUUAUAGCAGAUACUCCUAUUUUAGACUAUUACCGGGCAACAGACGACGGCUGCCGUUUGCAAAAGAUCGGGGACACGAUCAACGAGGACACGUACGCGGUUGCCCUCGCCAAGGGGCACCCAUUGAAAGAGAGUAUAUCGAAAGUACUGGCGAAUUACACGAGCACAGGGUUGCUGGACAUUUUGCAAGAGAAAUGGUACGGUGGGUUGCCGUGUAUCAGGGGUAGAGGAGGUAUAGACGUGGGUUUCGAGCACGAGCAAGGAGGUCAACCGAGACCUCUGGGCGUGGCCUCCGUGGCCGGUGUGUUUUGUCUGCUCGGGAUGGGUGUGGUACUUGGAACAAUUAUAUUGGCGGGAGAACACUUGUUCUACAAGUACACCCUGCCAAGACUGAGACGCAGACCGGAGGACUCGAUAUGGCGUAGCCGUAACGUGAUGUUCUUCUCCCAGAAGCUGUACAGGUUCAUCAACUGCGUGGAACUGGUGUCACCUCACCACGCCGCGCGGGAGCUUGUCCACACGGUCAGGCAAGGGCAGAUCGCGUCACUGUUCCAAAAGAGCGUCAAGCGAAAGGAACACGAACAGCGUCAGAGACGCAAGAGUAAGGCUCAGUUCUUCGAGAUGAUACAGGAGAUCCGAAGAGUCCAGCAAGAGGAGAAGAUCGAAACGGUGCCCGAGGAGCAACCGGGAGUAUUAACAGUGAAAAAGGAGGAGAAAGCGCCGAAAGGAAGGGAGAGGAGUCGAAGCAAGAGUCCUCUGAUGCCACGGAGCCCGAAGAGGUCCGAGAAGUGCAGAAGUUCGACCAAUCUGUCGGGCUCCCGACUGGGUCUGUCUCCGGUCAGUUCGGAGACGCCGAUGAAACCCAGAGAGUUUACUCUGAGCAGUACAAAUUUAAGAGCGAGAAGUCCUCUGGAGACGGUCGGUCGACGAUUGAGCCACGGCGAUGGUGGUUCGCCGCCCCCGCGUCUGGGCUCCCACUUCGGCGGUAGUGCGACAUUAAGACCGUUGGCUCCGACCAGGAGCGACUCUGUGAGCACCACAGCUGCUAGCAAGGGUGAACAUCCCGGUGGCGGGACGUCAACGACACCAAGGUACUCUAGGAGUCCCGCGAAACGGGGACAAUCAUUCCCGGUGUUUGCCACGUUGAGGCCACCGCAUUCGGCGGGCCAUCAUCAUCAUCAUCAGAUGUCCAAGAGUCCGUUGCUCUCCCCGAACAACGAGCUGACCUCAGCCAUCGGCCGGAAGCUGUCACGCGAAUGGGGCUCCGGCACCAUAGAUGUCACCAGGUCCUCAGAGGCGGUCAGCGGUGGCGCAUCCACCUACACAUUGAACCAGGAGAUGACGCUGUCGUUGGAGCGUCCGUCCCACGAGAAGAAAAACAUCCAGGACGACACGUUGCCGAUCAAGAAACCUAUACGUCGCGCACGCAGCCACGAGAACCGAGACACCAGCAAACUAAUGGCCGAUCUACCCUCGCCAAGGCUGACCGUCCAGCCGGUGGUGGGCGGCCGAUCGGUAAGCGAACGAACGAAAAAACAGCUGGAGUCCGAGCUGAAAGCGAUUUUAACCGCCAGGGCGCAUCAUCGCGACCUGCAUCCCCCUUGAUAGACAGACGUGCCGUCGCUUUGAGUGUUCUUGAAAGCAUCGGCCGCUUCGGGGAUGAUCGUUGCCUCUGAGGGGCUUUGAUUUAAGCAAUAUCAGAUUUAUAGGUCAAUUUGUAGAGGAAUCAGACAAUUUAUGCGAAAACAAAAAACGGCAAAAAAAAUGUUUUAAAGAACAUACAUA
This is a messenger RNA of Dufourea novaeangliae, 4281 nucleotides long. RefSeq lists its product as uncharacterized. NCBI's taxonomy places the organism in Eukaryota, Metazoa, Arthropoda, Insecta, Hymenoptera, Halictidae. Gene Ontology annotation, biological process: synaptic transmission, glutamatergic; monoatomic ion transport; ionotropic glutamate receptor signaling pathway. Gene Ontology annotation, cellular component: postsynaptic membrane; plasma membrane. The transcript is spliced from 7 exons. Bases 1 to 4101 code for a protein of 1366 amino acids. Gene Ontology annotation, molecular function: transmitter-gated monoatomic ion channel activity involved in regulation of postsynaptic membrane potential; NMDA glutamate receptor activity. The record is from RefSeq and is a predicted model, not a curated record.